UCACACUGCCAAUAAUUACUUAUGAUCAAGCUUUUGUCUUGUUCCAUCUGUUUCAUCGUUACCUCCCAGAUUUCUUACCGACACUGUAAGUGUAGUAUGAGCCAUUCCUUAUAUAUAUACGGGGUAACAUUAUCUUACUCCUCCAUCGCAUGCCCACAGUCAUGGCUUCUGAUGGCCACAAACACCUGCAACUGGAGAUGGGCUACCAAGUAGAAUUGAAGUCAAGAGAUGAUAACCAUGAGAAAAACAAAGAGAAUGGAGCAGCUGUCUUUGGAGGUUUGACUCACCAGACUGAUGCCACAAAAAUGGCAGUGUCAGUCCAGAAAAAGGAGGAGGAUGAAGCGAUCAAACAGCCAGGAGGAUGGAAAACCAUGCCUUAUAUCAUAGGAAAUGAGGUGUGUGAGAAAUUGGCAACGAUAGGUCUUCUGUCAAAUAUUGUGGUAUAUUUAACCUCAAAAUUCAACAUGCCAAACGUUCAGGCUUCUUUUGUUAUCAAUGUAUGGUCAGGGACAACCAACAUGACCCCAUUGCUAGGCGCCUUCCUCUCUGAUUCUUACAUUGGUCGUUACUGGACCAUUGCCUUGGGCUGCAUAGCAUCUCUAAUCGGAAUGAUUCUUCUUACCCUGACAGCCAUAUUUCCUAGCUUGAGACCACCUCCAUGUAAUACUGAGAAAGGGCCCUGUGUGGGUGCAUCGUUAGGUCAAAACGUCUUACUUUACUCCUCCUUUGCAAUGAUGACCAUCGGUGCAGGUGGGAUCAGGCCAUGUUCUAUAGCCUUCGGAGCAGAUCAAUUCGACUACACAAGUGAAAAGGGAAAGAGAAGCAUUCAGAGCUUUUUCAACUGGUACUAUUUUACCUUCACCAUAGCGGUGAUGAUAUCUCUGACAAUCAUUGUGUAUAUUCAGGAUAGUGUAAGCUGGAGUUGGGGAUUGGGUAUUCCCGCUGCUCUAAUGUUCUGCUCUGUGAGCUGCUUCUUCAUUGGUAAAAGGCUUUAUAUUCUUGUCAGUCCCGAAGGAAGCUCUAUCACAAGUUUUGCACAGGUAAUAGUUUGUGCAAUAAGGAAACGCCAUCUACGCUUACCUUCGGAGCAGGCUGGAGCAGAGGAUUUCUACGACCCUCCGAUGAAAGGAAGCCUCAAAUCAAGGAUGGUUCUAACCCACCAGUUCAUGUUUCUGAACAAAGCUGCGUUAAAAACCGAAAAAGACUUGAAAUCAGACGGAUCAGUGGUAGAUCCAUGGAGACUGUGCAGCCUUCAGCAAGUGGAAGAGCUAAAGUCGGUGAUAAGAAUAGCACCCAUAUGGCUAGCCGGCAUAAACAACUUCGUCUGCACGUCUCAGCUCAACACAUUCACUGUAUUACAGGCCCUAACAAUGGACAGACACCUAUGCAAAAAUUUCCGAAUACCAGCCGGUUCAUUCGGAAUCUUCACCAUGCUGGCGCUCACUUUUUUCUUACCAUUCUACGACAGAGUUAUAGUGCCAUUCACGAGGCGAAUGAGCAAAGGAGGAAACGGGAUAAGCCCUCUGCAGAGAGUCGGGGUGGGAUUCUUCAUGUGCAUUAUAUUCAUGGCUUUGGCGGCGGUGAUCGAGACAAAGCGGCGGAACAUGGGAUUGAGCCACGGUUUUAUGGAUAAGCCCAAGGCUGAAAUACCCAUGUCGGCCUUCUAUUUGGUUCCUCAGUAUUCCGUGGCCGGAUUGGCAGAGGCGUUCAGUGCAAUCGGGCUUAUCGAGUUUUUGUACAGUCAGUUCCCGGAAAACAUGAGAAGUGUGGCGGGUGCGCUUUUUUUCCUGAACAUGGGGAUCGGAAAUUAUGUGAGCAGCUUUCUAGUUGGCAUUAUACAUAAUAGCACUGGUGGGCGGCAUGGAGAGAGCUGGCUUGGUCAGAACCUGAAUAAGUCCAGAUUGGAUUACUUUUAUUGGUUGCUUUCAGGUCUUGCAGCUCUGAAUUUGCUUUACUUCCUGCUCUGUGCUCAAUGGUACAGAUACAAAAUUGUGGUCCCUAAUCAAAUCGAAGCAACCUCUGAAAAUUCAAUUGCGAACACCAAAAAAUUUACUCAAGUGUGAUAUGGAACGAGUUUGAUAAUUAUCGGGAUUCUAGAGACACGGUAAAUAAAGCCUGGUACCUCCACGUAAAAACUGUUACUUGUUGUAGAUUAUAUAUAUUUGUUUAUAGGUAUUGCUAUAAAAAUAUAUUUGUGAGCAUGUUUUUAGAUCCAGUUGUUAUUUAUUUGAAGUGUACCUGCCAUUCUAAAUAUAUACUUACAUUUUGUAUU
Molecule: messenger RNA, 2272 nt
Organism: Cryptomeria japonica (Japanese cedar)
Lineage: Eukaryota; Viridiplantae; Streptophyta; Pinopsida; Cupressales; Cupressaceae
Product: protein NRT1/ PTR FAMILY 2.9
Exons: 4
Coding region: 150-2063 (637 amino acids)
Biological process (GO): transmembrane transport
Cellular component (GO): plasma membrane
Molecular function (GO): transmembrane transporter activity
Source: RefSeq, a predicted model, not a curated record